AUGUUGAAGCUACCUACUUAUGUCGAUGUGUUAGAAAGGGUUGUUAUAGCAGAAGGAAACAUUGUUGCUCAGAAUCGGAUUUCCAAGUGGAAAGGGAAAAGGCAGAACAAUCAAUGGCCAAAGGGGUUAGUUACCCCACCAAAUAAGAAGCAUAAUUCAGGGAACUCCAGCACCACCACCCCUGCUCAAAACUCCACUCAUGUGUGUUCAGACUGUGGAAGGCAGCAUCAUGGGACUUGCCACUGGAAGACUGGAGCUUAUUUUAAGUGUGGCAAAACGGGUCAUUUGGUAAGGGAUUAUCCGCAGUGGACUCAACAAAAGGACACUAGGACUGCUACAAGUUCCGUGGGGUCUACACCAACCCCCAACACAAAGGCAGCUGCUAAACCUACUAACAAUAAAGAUACGACAAGGCAAGGGAGGGUGUUUGCAUUGGUCCCGGGAGAUGUACAACACGCGGCAACAGUGGUGUCAGGUACAUUUAUUGUUCACGGUCAUUCUGCUCACGUAUUGUUUGAUUCGGGCUCCACCCACUCUUUUGUGUCGAAACUAUUUGCUCCUAAUCUAGAUAAAACUGAAGAAAACUUAUAUUAUAUGUUGUGUGUGUCUUCACCUUUGGGAAACUCUAUGAUCUGUGCUUCUGUAUACUUAGCUUGUGAACUUCAACUUGGGGAUAUUCGGGUGUAUGCUAAUCUAUUACCUCUUGACAUGACCUAUUUUGAUAUUAUUCUGGGAAUGGAUUGGCUGAGUGAUUAUGGUGCAACUAUAAACUGCUUGACUAAGAAAAUCAGUUUCCACCCUCUGGGACAAUCAGAGUCUAUUGUUCAGGGAUAG
This is a messenger RNA of Camellia sinensis, 834 nucleotides long. The record is from RefSeq and is a predicted model, not a curated record. Lineage: Eukaryota; Viridiplantae; Streptophyta; Magnoliopsida; Ericales; Theaceae.